AUGUCAACUCGAUUAGAAUCCUCUCAGGAAUCACCCCAUUCACUCCGGGAUGCAUUACGUGCGGCCAAUGGAGGCAAACCGCCGUACAGAACCCCCUCAGAUAUUACGAGCGAAGAUGACUAUGAUGAGCCAAAGCUAUCCAACAAGUACCCCAACAGCCGAAAAGAUAUCGGUCCUGGCACGUCGCCGCUAAGAAAUUCACCGAAACAUGACCGAAAACUUUCCCUCGAUGGUUCGACCUUGUCCGAAGCCUCGAGUGUUGAUGAGCCCCAUAACAGAGGAGCCGGCCAAAAAGAUCUCAAGACCUAUGUGCUAUCCGCUGAUGAUCGAGAGCUCCGUGAUAUCAUCAGACGUGGCCUCGAGAGGGAAAAAGAUCCCAAGCGGCCACGGCGGCCAGGCAAGUUUAGCGAUUUGGUCUUUACACGCCAGUUCUCUACCUUUGAUAGGCAGAACCACCAAGCAGCGAAUAGCCUCUUUCAUGGCUUCUAUACGCUGUUCUGGCUGGCUGUGGCGCUCUUCGUCCUCAAGAUCGGUGCGGCGAACUGGAGAGCCACAGGGAAUCCUUUAGGAACAAACGAGAUCAUGAAGGGCAUGUUCCGAAGGGAUGUGGUUGUUCUCUUGGCAUCUGACGGAGUCAUGUGCGGUAUCACAGGCUUCAGCUGGAUCCUGCAACGCCUCAUCUUCAGCGGCUACCUUGACUGGGAUCGGUCUGGUUGGAUUAUCCAGAAUAUCUGGCAAACCAUCUUCAUCGGUGGCGUCGUCGGCCUGACCCUCAUAAGGGACUGGCCUUGGACACAUACCGUAUUCUUCGUUCUGCACGGCAUCGUCAUGCUCAUGAAGCAGCAUUCGUACGCCUUUUACAACGGGGACCUGUCUACGGCCUACAAGAAGAGAAAGUACCUUCUCUCCAAGCUGAAGCAGUUGGAGCAGGUGGCCCCCAUCAACUCGCCGUCUGCCACCAGCCCAUCAGCGUCUACCAUUUCAUUGUCGCACCUGGCCAACCCACCGUGUGCGGCUGAAAUGGAGGGACGCCGACAGUCCGUCAACCACGUCCGCAGCUCCGAAACGACAGACCUUGACCGAAUCUCGCAGGCCAUCGAGUCUGGGGAGCCGCUGGAUGCCGAACAGGUCCGCGUGUUCGAGCGCAUCAUCAAAUGGGAGAUUGACGGGCUCACCGACGAGCUCAAGGGUAAGGCUACGAGCGUCCUGCGGGCGUAUCCGAACAACCUCACAGCUGCGAAUCAUUACGAGUACAUUGUACUGCCGACGGUCGUAUACGAGCUCGAGUAUCCCCGCUCCGACUCCAUCGACUGGUACUACGUCGCCGAGAAAACGGCGGCGACUUUUGGCAUCAUAUUUGUCAUGAUUAUGGUCUCGCAAGCUUUUAUCUAUCCGGUUGUGAUGCAGACUGUGGCCAUGAAGGAAGUAGGCAUGCCGCUGGCCGAACGCUUCCGUUAUUUUCCCUGGAUGCUGAGCGACCUUGUCUUUCCGUUCAUGAUGGAAUAUUUGAUGGCUUGGUAUCUCAUCUGGGAAACCAUCCUGAACAUUCUCGCGGAGCUCACUUACUUUGCCGACAGGAGCUUUUACGAUGCGUGGUGGAACAGCGUCUCUUGGGACCAGUUCGCCCGUGAUUGGAAUCGUCCCGUUCACAACUUCCUCCUCCGCCAUGUGUACCACAGCUCCAUCUCGUCAAUGAAGGUGAACCGACAUACGGCAACCCUCAUCACCUUCUUCCUCUCGGCCUGCGUCCAUGAGUUGGUCAUGUGGUGCCUAUUCAAGAAACUCAGGGGCUAUCUCCUUUUUCUGCAAAUGUGCCAGCUGCCGCUUGUCCAGCUAAGCCGCACGCGGUGGCUGAAAGGCCGCAAGACGCUUGGGAAUAUCAUGUUUUGGUUCGGCAUCUUCACGGGUCCAAGUCUACUAUGCAGUCUCUACCUUAUCCUGUAA
This is a messenger RNA of Colletotrichum truncatum, 1944 nucleotides long. RefSeq names its product sterol o-acyltransferase. NCBI's taxonomy places the organism in Eukaryota, Fungi, Ascomycota, Sordariomycetes, Glomerellales, Glomerellaceae. Gene Ontology annotation, biological process: ergosterol metabolic process. The record is from RefSeq and is a predicted model, not a curated record. Gene Ontology annotation, cellular component: endoplasmic reticulum membrane. Gene Ontology annotation, molecular function: ergosterol O-acyltransferase activity.